Molecule: messenger RNA, 1409 nt
Organism: Brassica napus (rape)
Lineage: Eukaryota; Viridiplantae; Streptophyta; Magnoliopsida; Brassicales; Brassicaceae
Exons: 2
Coding region: 727-1230 (167 amino acids)
Source: RefSeq, a predicted model, not a curated record
AACAUGCUAUAAUAUCAUGGAUAAAUUUGUAAGAAAGAUAUUCCACGAAAUGAGUUUCUGAUUUGAAACAUAACGUCAAGAAACUGUAUGGAGUGUUUUCCACGACUGGAAUCAAACGCGUCCAACCAUUUAAUCUCAAAACUGAACUAAAGAAAAUGAAAAAAAAAAUGAUUAACGUCUAAAAUAGUUUGAUUGAGAGCAUCUAUCAACACAAUAAGUAGUGUAAGAAAAGUCAGACCAUCAAAUCAGAUAGACAUAACCUUUUCAAUUCCCUUCUAUCAGUCAACGGCAACGCAAAGACUUGAAUGUCAAUAGUCGAUCAAAUGUCAACUUAUCAAGGUUGUCCAACAGAACAACCAAUGGGCCGUAAAAUGUCAGAUACUCAAUUUUAGAGGCCCAGCGAAGGUGUAGAGAUGUGUUACCUCUUCUUCCUUUUGAGAAAAUAUGGUUUUGGUCAACAAACCCUUUAACCAAUGGUGUCUUAGUGCUUACUGACCAAACCCACAGAAGUCAAUUGAUCAGUCUUUCUCAGUGAUGGUAGGCUUGUUUCUUCAUUUUCUGCUAACUACUCCACUUUUCCUCCAAAUGUAGUUAGCUCAGAUAACACAUUGAGAUUAAUCAAAGAAUAAACCAAAUAAAUGGAGUCAGACAAAUUUGACCAUUUGCUCUCCUUAAAACCAUCUUCUUUACACACACAUCUUAUUUCAUAUUUGAGACUUUCAAGAAAUGGGGAGCUUCUUCAUCUUACUUUGCUUCUUCUUAUUCUUAUUCUUCAACGGAGAAUUCACAGCUGCAAGCAAGUUUUGGAGCAGACUAGAGAUGGCUGAGAUGAAUGGCUACGGGGAACACAAACUCUCCUCUGUGGUCAUCACCGGUUCUCUUCUUUGCAACACUCCUGUUUCAGAUGCCACUGUUGCCAUCAAGUGCCACACUGGUUUCAAAAAGAGAUCAAACUGGAUAAAAGCUGUUACUAAUGACUUUGGAGAGUUUGUCAUUCAUCUUCCUUCUCAUCUUCACGCAAUUCCUCACUUAGAAAAGGCAUGUUUUGUGAAACCAAUACAUGUGCCUAAACACUACCAUAGAUGCUACAAGGCUUUGUCCAAAUCCAAUCUGCACAAAGGCAUAAAACUUGUCUCGUCCAAAGAUGGUUUCCGUGUCUACACCUCAGGAACGAUCAGGUUACAUGGAUACAGUUCAAGAUCAUCCCAAGCUCGUAAAGCCGACAUGUAAAACAUUAGAUAACUUGUGAAACAAGCAUGUCUUACAUUUUCAUUGUCCUCACUUGUUUAGCUGGCGCUUAAGUCACAAAACUAAGUUUGAGUCUCUCUGCAUUGUUAAUCAUAUUCACACAAACAUAAACAUAUACUCCAUACUUUUUCAUACGAAUUAAAGAGACGUACACGACUUGC